Molecule: messenger RNA, 996 nt
Organism: Vanessa tameamea
Lineage: Eukaryota; Metazoa; Arthropoda; Insecta; Lepidoptera; Nymphalidae
Gene: Dpck
Product: dephospho-CoA kinase
Exons: 4
Coding region: 282-989 (235 amino acids)
Biological process (GO): coenzyme A biosynthetic process
Molecular function (GO): ATP binding; dephospho-CoA kinase activity
Source: RefSeq, a predicted model, not a curated record
UUCAUGUUUACAACUUUUAAAAUGAAGAAUCAAGUCUUGUUAUACAAUUAAUAAACAGUUGUUAAAAUUAAAUUACUUUUAUCGAUUAAAUUAAAAAAUAUUUAGAUAAAUGUUAUUUUUUUUAUAUAUUUUGUACGAAAACGCCAAACUAAUUCUAAUUAAAAAUUGUGUACAACAUAAUUCUUAACUAUUUAAAUGUGUGAUUACUAAUUAUUCACUCCACCGUCUAAUAAGAAAUAAACGUCUGUUUUCAUAUUUCAUUUACAUGAGUACUAUUUAAAAUGUUUAUCGUUGGCUUAACCGGAGGGUUAGCCACUGGAAAGAGUACGGUCCUUUCAAUAUUUCGGGACAAUGGAAUAGCUGUAAUAGACGCAGAUGAAGUAGCCAGAAAAGUUUUAGAACCAGGUACAAGCGCGUGGAAGGAAGUAAAAAGUUACUUUGGUGGAAAUGUGUUAUAUCCUGAUGGAAAAAUCAAUAGGUUAAAAUUAGGAGAAGUGAUCUUUGAUGAUAUAGAAAAGCGACGCAAACUAAAUGCCAUUACUCACCCAAGAAUUCAAAGAGCCAUGAUGAUGAUGGCAUUAAAAUAUUUCUUUUCUGCUCACAAAUAUAUAGUUAUGGAGGUUCCAUUACUCUUCGAAACUGGAAAAAUGUUGAACUAUAUGCACAAAAUUAUCACCGUAAUAUGUGAAGAUCAUCAACAAAUAGAACGACUGUGCAAACGCAAUGACUUCUCGGAAAAAGUUGCCAUAAAGAGAAUCAAUACUCAAAUGCCAUUGGAACAAAAAGUGGCCAAUUCACAUUUUGUGAUAAAUAACUCUGGUGAUAUUGAAAACACAAAAACUCAAACUCUAAGCAUAAUAAAAGUGUUAAGCCGAUCUAAGUUUACUUGGUAUUUCCGAGCAAUCUUUGGAAUAGCUGUGUUAUCCAUUAUGUUUGGAAUGACUCAUUUAGCUUGUAACUUAAUUUAUAAUAAAACUUCCAUUAUUUAGAAUAUAA